Molecule: messenger RNA, 339 nt
Organism: Fimicolochytrium jonesii
Lineage: Eukaryota; Fungi; Chytridiomycota; Chytridiomycetes; Spizellomycetales; Powellomycetaceae
Exons: 2
Coding region: 1-339 (112 amino acids)
Source: RefSeq, a predicted model, not a curated record
AUGGCGUUCAAAGCAGCAGCCUCCGGGGCCCGACGGUCCUUCGCACGAGCAGCAUCCGGUUGCAGCUCGUCGCCACGUAGCAACUUUGCCCGAUCUUCCGGUUCCCCUCUCGGCGCUCAACCAUCCACAGCACAACCAUCCUUCGCAUCCGCCUCCGCUUCGUCUUCCUCUUCCUCCGCGCCCUCUGGGUCUCGAUCGACACAUAGUGCUACCGCUUCGGGGAGGCAAUCUUCACAGCUGACAUCGAAACCCACGAUAUCAUCACGGAGUCAUUUGACCGCGCUGAUAAAGGGACGAGCCGUCCUCACAUGGUACGGAUCGCUGAAGGAUGAUAUUUAG